CAACAACCAGUUUGCAACUGUCGCAGAUGCAAUCGUACGUUCCGUAUUAGUAUCACCAUGACCGAUAGAGAAUUUUGUUUGAAAUUGAUACGAGCAGUGAAAUCGAGACCUGUUUUAUACGAUUAUAAUGAGGAAGAUUACGGGCUUAAGAAUAUAACCGAUAAAGUUUGGGAAGAAGUCGCCGAGGAAAUAGGGGGAGAAGUUGGACUCUGCAAGGACAAAUGGAGGAAUAUGAAGACCGUUUUCACGCGUCACCUGAAGAAAACCAACUUCAACUCGAACAUAAGCUAUCACUAUUACGAAGAUUUGAAGUUCCUUCUGCCCUUCAUAAAAAGACCUGUAGUCGUUCAGGACAAACCUAACAUCUGCAAUGAUAUCCAAAUCGUGUAUACCUCUUCACCUCCAAAGGAUAGCUUGAAUGAUGCGGAACCACCUAAUCAUAUAGUAUACAAAACGGAACUAAUCCAUUCAGAUACUCUCGAUAUAGAUGUGAAGCAUAACGACCUCUUCCAAACUUAUUAUCAAACUGAAGCUUUUUCAACGCAGUCUCCACGCGUUGGACAAUCAACAAAUAAGAGAAAAAGGAAUGAAAAUUUAUCUGCGGAUGAAGAGAUAUCGGAGGAGAGAAGAAAGCUGGAGGAAGAUUCGAAGAAGGCUUUCCUUCUGAGUUUGUUACCUGAUGUCAAUCUCAUGGAUCGCCAACAGACACGCCGGUUCAAAAAACGCGUCUUGGAAAUAGUAGAUGGAAUAUUCAGAAGCCAUGGACCAGGAUAGAUGAUUCUUCAUCGGGCAGUUAUUUUUCGAACAAAAACCAGAAGAACUGCUGUUAAUAUAUUGACGAAUACUAUGUAUAAUACAAAAAUAAUAGAAAAGUAAUUUUUUU
Molecule: messenger RNA, 883 nt
Organism: Coccinella septempunctata (seven-spotted ladybird)
Lineage: Eukaryota; Metazoa; Arthropoda; Insecta; Coleoptera; Coccinellidae
Exons: 2
Coding region: 58-774 (238 amino acids)
Biological process (GO): regulation of transcription by RNA polymerase II
Cellular component (GO): nucleus; transcription regulator complex
Molecular function (GO): DNA binding
Source: RefSeq, a predicted model, not a curated record